AUGGCUGGUCCUAUUCGCACCGAUUCUAUUGUUGACCACACUGAGGUUGUCUGGGUUGAUGAAAACAUUCAUGAGUACAUACAAACACAACAAAAGUUUCGUCAGAAUAUAAAGACGCUCUAUACAUUCAAUGAUGCUGAAAAAUGUGUUCAAUAUAUCGUUGCUAAUCCGACAAAAAAAGUAUUUUUAAUUAUUCGUGGGUCGCUCGCAACUCAAAUUCUUCAACGUGAAGAAGAUUUAAAGUCAAUAAUCAAUGUUUAUAUAUUCUGUCUUAACAAAAACAGGUAUAAAAAUGAGUUGGAAAAUAAUUAUCAGAAAGUCAAGAGCGGCGGAAUUUUUGAUCACGACGAAGACCUUCUUUUAAAAAUAAUGGAAGACAUGGUAAAUUUUUUCGAGCAAGAAGAACCAAAUGGAAAGGGUGGUGAAGAAGCGCAAAAACUGAAAGAACUACAUGAUAAAUUGUACAAGACAAAAUGUACACUAAUGUGGAAACAAGCUCCAUUCGAAGAAGAUAGACCUUCUGAGUCAGCCUCAGACUUGACCUAA
Molecule: messenger RNA, 546 nt
Organism: Didymodactylos carnosus
Lineage: Eukaryota; Metazoa; Rotifera; Eurotatoria; Philodinida; Philodinidae
Source: the annotation of a GenBank genome assembly